This is a messenger RNA of Tetrapisispora phaffii CBS 4417, 1182 nucleotides long. It is a transcript of the gene OLA1, whose product is annotated as Obg-like ATPase. Gene Ontology annotation, molecular function: ATP binding; GTP binding; ATP hydrolysis activity. Lineage: Eukaryota; Fungi; Ascomycota; Saccharomycetes; Saccharomycetales; Saccharomycetaceae. The transcript has a single exon. Gene Ontology annotation, cellular component: cytoplasm. The record is from RefSeq and is a predicted model, not a curated record. The coding region runs from base 1 to 1182 and encodes 393 amino acids.
AUGCCACCAAAGAAGCAAGUUGAAGAGAAAAAAGUUUUAUUAGGUCGUCCAGGUAACAACUUGAAGGCCGGUAUUGUCGGUUUAGCCAAUGUUGGUAAAUCUACUUUUUUCCAAGCCAUCACUAGAUGUCCUUUAGGUAACCCAGCUAACUAUCCUUUCGCUACCAUUGAUCCUGAAGAAGCUAGAGUUAUUGUUCCAUCUCCAAGAUUCGAUGAAUUAUGUAAAAUCUACAAGCCAGCUUCUGAAGUUCCGGCUCAUUUGACUGUCUACGAUAUUGCUGGUUUGACUAAAGGUGCCUCUGCCGGUGAAGGUUUGGGUAAUGCUUUCUUGUCCCAUAUCAGAUCUGUCGAUUCUAUUUACCAAGUUGUUCGUUGUUUCGAUGAUGCUGAAAUUAUCCAUAUCGAAGGUGAUGUUAACCCAACCCGUGAUUUGGAAAUUAUCAGUAACGAAUUGAGAUUGAAAGACAUUGAAUUCUGCGAAAAAGCCUUGGAGGCUGCUGAAAAGAUUGCUAAGAGAGGUGGUCAAUCUUUGGAAGUUAAGCAGAAGAAGGAAGAAAUGGCUUUGAUCGAAAGAAUCAUCCAAUUAUUAAAGGACGGUCAAAGAGUCGCUAACCAAUCGUGGACUCCAAAAGAAGUUGAAAUCAUCAACAGCAUGUUCCUAUUGACUGCCAAGCCAUGUAUCUACUUGAUUAACUUAUCCGAACGGGACUACAUCAGAAAGAAGAACAAGCAUUUACUGUUGAUCAAGGAAUGGAUUGACAAGAACUCUCCAGGUGAUUUGGUUAUCCCAUUCAGUGUCUGUCUAGAAGAAAGAUUAUCCCACAUGUCCGACGAAGAAGCUGCUGAAGAAUUAAAAACUAUCGGUGCCGUAUCUGCUUUACCAAAGAUUGUCACUACCAUGAGAAAGAAGUUAGAAUUGAUCUCCUUCUUCACAUGUGGUCCAGAUGAAGUUAGAGAAUGGACUAUUAGAAAGGGUACCAAGGCUCCGCAAGCUGCUGGUGUCAUUCACAAUGAUUUAAUGAACACUUUCAUCUUAGCUCAAGUAAUGAAAUACGAAGAUGUCGUCGAAUACAAAGACGACGCUGCCAUUAAAUCUGCAGGUAAAUUACAACAAAAGGGUAAAGAUUACGUUGUCGAAGACGGUGAUGUCAUCUACUUCAGAGCAGGUGCUGGUAAGAAUUAA